Pocillopora meandrina is the source of this 4867-nucleotide messenger RNA. NCBI's taxonomy places the organism in Eukaryota, Metazoa, Cnidaria, Anthozoa, Scleractinia, Pocilloporidae. The record is from the annotation of a GenBank genome assembly.
CCAAGCUGGAUGGAAUAAAGAGAACCUGUUUAAUAGAAAAGACACCUUUGACGCUAAAUAGCUCAUUGAACGAACAAGAAAUCACACCUUGUGAGAGGAUUUCGCCUCCAUAGAGCUCAUCAGUUUUUCUUGGUGCUACAAAGUUUGCCAUCUUAAGCGAUUCUUAGUUUUGAAUUAUCUAUUCCAACCAACAAACGGUGAGUGCAAAGCUGUUAUAUUACACAUUGCAUUUAGAGAGUGUUUCGAUUCUUCAUCAGUAACGAUGUUAAAGAUACGCCUAUUAACAACAUAGAAAUCUAAAAACCUGAGCAAAAGUUAAUACCGGCCAAAAAGAAACAAAAAAAAAACCAGUUAGGCGCACAAUCAUAAAGAAAGCAAAACUUUGGGAAACACGUUGUCAAUCCCUCGCAUUUGAGAAUAUAGAUUGCAUAGGAUCAAAUUUCUCGAUAGUCAAAUUUCUAAAAUGAAAAAGAGGAAUUGACCAAGGCAAGAGUUAAACUAAUUGUGAUUCAAAUAGACCGUUUGGAUACUUGCGAUAGAAAAUAAAUUAAAAAAAAACGAAAUAACGGAUGAAUACGAAAAGAAAAAUAGUUAUUUUUAGUCAGGAUACAAAGUGAAUGAGGAGUAAGUUGUCUUAAGGAGGUUCUAUAAGGCUUUUAGUGAAUGUUGGCGCGCGAGCCAGCGUAAUGUUAUUCUAGAAAAUUUUUAUGUGUUCGCUCUUUAAGUUUACUAAAAGCCGUCAAAAGGCAAUGAGCACGGUUCGGACUAUCAUUUGCUGUGGUGAAUAUUAUUAAAAUGAUUUUCGUUCGUAAGCUAGGGCUCCACGAAGGGAGGCGCUCGCCAGUAACAACUUGGCUUCGCCUUUGAUUUUCUUCAAUUUGAUACGGUGAAAUCUCUCAAAGUUUUCACAAUUUGUGAAAAUUGUCCUGCCAAUCAUUUAAAAGCCGAAAAAAAUAGGGGUUAUACAGGCAGUUUCCUCGCUAUUUGAAAUUUUGUGUUUUCUUCCUCUAUCUCAAAUUUGGUCAUAUGAAUUGUUUUUAUCAACAGGCACUAGGAAGGGCACAAAUAUGUUUAACGGUCCAGCAAAUCUUAGGAAAUUCCACCGAAGGAAACGCGAAAAAUCUCACUUAAAAGAUCCAUGUUUUCUUUGUCGCAAAACAUUACAUAAUGGAAUAGAACUUCGCCAAGAUCGAUAUCUGAGCAUGCGUAGACUUUCGAAUUUGUCGUCCUUUGAGAAUCUUUCCCGCGGUGUUAUCUUUCGUUUUACCUCUAUUUCAGGCGUAGAGGGCCUAUGAAUAUUACGGGUGUAUUUGCUAGAAAACCUACAUUUCAUCACGUAGGUAAUUGUAUUGUGUUAAACUGUUUUUAACACUCCUUUUCAGGUAACAAUCGUGCGAUCGUAUCGAGCCGCCAUGUUUGUUUUGCAUGUUGACACCUUUAAAGCUCGUGCUAUGUUCUCACCCAGAUCUCGCGCGGUCAAAAAAACCCCAUGGAGCCUCCUUGAUUUUAGAUAAGCGAUGGAAAAAUUAUGUCAUUCUAGAUCAAACUUUGGACUUUAAAUUAAUUUUUUUGUUUUUCAUUUUUACUGACAAUUUCUCCCUUUUUUUGUUUCUGAACAUAAUUAAGCUUUUGAGAAAUGAACUCGUUCUUUUUGUUAAUUAUUCAUUCAAAAACACGGAAGUGCAAGUCAUUGUAAGCUUGAAUUGAAAACACUUUUCAGAAACGGUCCGAUUAUCUCAUGUAAAUUGCGAAAUGAAUAAUUACGAACUUAAAAAAUAUUGAACACAAUAAACAGACGCCAAAUCGGCCCUUAUAUCCAACAUUGAAAACUGCUUAUAAUUUCUUAACAAGGAGACUUCCCUAAAAGGCGGCGUCUGUUUGUCUAACAUCCAUCUUAACAAAGCAUUUGUCGAAAAAUAGUUUUUUGAAAAAUAUCUACACUAUCAACCUUUCCAUAGCUACCAUAUGUAACAGGCAGUUUUUUUUCUCAGAAAGUGAAAACUUCUAAUGAAAAUGGAGCUUUAGACUCGUUAAAGCUUGUCUCAGCACACAUAAUUAUUAUUUUUUUCAUAUUUUGACAUGACAAAUCUAUUAAGUUACGUCAUCAACAUAUUGGUCAAGCUCUAUUAAUUAAAAACGUAAGUUGACGCCUAAGAGCCGAACUUCUCACAUUUCAAUCACCGAAAGAAGCAUCGUUUCAUGCUACGUUAAGAGGUUAUACGAAAACUUCUUUAUGGAGCGUAUCCUGAAUCAAAAUGACGCUUUUGACAUAUUUUCAAAUAACAAAUUAUUGAUUGUUGGGCCAUUUCUCUUCACUUGGGUAUUAGCCGGCUUAGAUCCGCAACACAAACUAUUUUGACGAAGUUUUUCCUAAAUGGAUUUCUUCGGUUUUCUAGUUUAAUCGUCUAUUGGUCCCUCUUGAAAAUUUCUCAAGUUGUAUCGUUUCUAAUGUUAUCGUUUGUUUCUCCGUGCUUUUUUAUUUUAGACUCGCGCCGAGGAGCGUUCAGUAUGAUUCAUUCCAAAGUUCAGAUGUUAAAAAGCGCAAUUGAAAGCCAUCUCACUGUUCGUAUUCUCCAGCGGAAAUUCAACCUCGCAGAUUGUUCUUACAGAAGGCUUACCUCUCAUGACCAAGACGAAAUAGACCCACCUAAAGAAGAAGACGCAACGGCAAAAUAUGGGGAAGAAACUUUCCAAUGUAGCAAACUUCAUUGUGAUGAAAACGAUGAUUCUUUUGAGCGAGUGAAAAUACCACGACAAGGGAAAAAAGCUCAAGAAGGUAACAAAGAGCUCCACCUUGGAGGAUCUGCCAGCGGGAAAUGCUCAAGGGAGGAGGAUCAGGUUUGUGUUCCGCAUGAAAAUCAAAAAGCACAUGUUAUAACGGGAUUGCAAAAUAACUCGAAUUUCAAGACUAGACAGUUUCAGCGCAGCAAAAGGUUCUGCCAUAAAAUGCUUGACACUACCCCUGAAGUUAGAAAACAGCAAACCUCCAAAAUGGUUGAAGAAGAAAGAACGCCCGUGAACUUUGACGGUUUUAAGAGUUUUUCGAGAGGAAGCUCGGACCCCUCUCCAAGAGUGGAGAAAGCUAAAUACACAAAAACAUCCCAGAACAAACAACUGGAAUUUGAGUCAGAAUUUUUCAACGACACCCAACGUCUUUGCGAAAAGGAGAAACAUUCCUCUGCUGGACCAGUUGGAAAAUUAUUAGGUGCAGGUGACGCUGACAAAAAAGAGGUGGAAAGGAUCUUUGACGAAAGUAAAUUACGCCAGAAUAAAAGUGUCCGGAAAGUGGACGCCAGAAAUAACUGCUCUGGAAUAAGUUCUCGCUUUGGUAGCUCGAAAACAUUUCAAAGAGGAGCAAAGAGUCAAAAAUUACCAUUUAAAUCACCAGGAUUCCGUUACAGAAAACUGAAUGAGAAUGAUAACGAUAAUCAUGAAGUUAAAAAGAAGUCUCGAUCAAUGAAGUCAGCUCAAAAGGAAGGUCAGUCGGCUAAACCGCCGCUAGAACGGGUCCCUAGUUGGCGGGGUAGCAAAGUUGCCAAAGAAAGACUUUCUCAACGCCGCUCCGCUGUAUGUGACAACAUUGAGAAGCAGCUGAGAGACCAGUAUGGUAUCAGCUUACGAAACUUACGGAAAGGUUUGGUAAUAGACGAAGUACUGCGAGAAUAUGAUUUGAUAUGAACUUAAGGAUUAAAACGGUUAAAAUGUCAGCCAAUCUACCGCUAAUGGUUGAUAUCUUUCCAUUGUGGUCACCAGAACUUUUUCUAAGAUUAAUUAACACUUUUUAACGACUAACGUUAAAAUUUGGAAAUUUUUACGCUUAACAGCUGAAUUUUUGUUGCCGUUUUGCGGCCAACGGUUAACCCCCAUUGAGAUCCUCUUAUCGAAGUAAUUUUGCGAUGAAAUAAAUAUCCUGUUUUACACAGCUAAUGGCUGGCGGUCCCGUGUUGGAAAUUCAAAGCUGAGCAGCAUAAAAUCGAGAAGGAAAAAGGUAAGGAACAAAGGAAAAAAAGGAAACAGAUAGUAACCAAUACUUCAUAAAUUAAUUACCUUAAAUGAUUGCGUGCACUUAUGCACCGGGAGGAGCUUACUGUAAAGUCUAUAUCAACCGACAUGGCAUUCAAGAGGAUUUCAAUGGGGUUUACCAUUGGCCGUAAAAUGGCCAAAGAAUUUUGCUGUUAAGCGUAAAAUUUGACAAAUUCUAACCAUUAGCCGUAAAAAAAGUUAAUGGGUUAAGCAUGAAAAAAAAAUACUGGUGACAACUACGGAAUGAUAUUAAAAAUUUAGCCAUAAAAUGGCCAAAAUUUGAACCGCUAGCCUUUAAAGCCUUCAACCAAAGGGACAUCUAUAACUGAAUCAGUCAUACAUGAAAUCAAACAUGAACUAUCGAUAAUAUUUACUUCCCAUGUCCAAUCGAUUCCAUGAGACAAAUUUACUGGCUUGAAAUUUUUGCGGGAUCCACUUAUGGCUUAAUGCUUGUUAUGGCCGCUAAAUAUAAUAAAGGUUUUGAAAGAGGGUAGCAUCAAUUUUUGGAUAAAUUGUUUGGCACGAUUUAAGUUUGAUAAAGGCGUACUAAUUGUUUAACACGGAAAAAUAACCUUUCAAAAAUAUUCAAGCGUCUCUAUGAUUUAAAGACGAAAGUUGAGAUAAGAAAUGGCCUUUGUAGAAUUUGGAAAAAAGAAUUGAUGUAAAUUGUAAAGCGAAAUGGAUGAAGCUGGACCUUUUAAAAAUGUCUAGACAGUUAAUUUUGAUGUAUAAGUAGCCGAUAAUGACGCAAUUGCAACGCAAAAACAGGCAGAAACAGGAAUUAUUUUUCAAAGUAUUAGUUCAAACCUUAGAAUCCACUGAAUAAUUUGCUUUUCUGAGCCCA